AUGUCCGUCCUCUUUACUACAGGCGCCACGGUGACCUUCGAGCCAUUGGUCGAAUAUGUGGUGUCCCCUACUUUUCUUCUGCAUCUCUCCGAUUUGGGGUUUGAACGCAUCGCCAUCCAGUAUGGCAAUCAGAUCGAGAAUGGAAGGAACCUUAGCAAGCAAUUCUUCUCUGAUGCUCUCAAUAAACACGAGGUCGUGGAAAAGCUAAACUUAGAUUUGACCAAUGUGACAAACGACAAGACUGUCACCACAUUUGCUAACAAAUCGUUCACUUUACUGGCAUUUGCCUUCUCUCCUGACAUUUCCAACUACAUCGCGGAUGCAGACAUUGUGGUUUCCCAUGCGGGCACUGGCUCCAUUUUGGACUCUCUUCGUUUACAUAAACCCUUGUUGGUGGUGACAAAUCUGAAAUUGAUGGACAACCACCAAGAGGAAGUUGCAUCACAGUUUGAGAAAGAAGGAUACUUAUACAAGUUGUCUACCGAAGAUGUGGCGGCAGGGAAGUUGGAGGAAUAUCUUGGGGCCUUCAAGAAGGGUAAAUUAAAAUUUUCCAGACUUCCCGAUCCGCCGACUGGUGUGGUAGAGUCUAUCAUCUCUGAAGAGGCACUGCAGACAUGA
Molecule: messenger RNA, 618 nt
Organism: Sungouiella intermedia
Lineage: Eukaryota; Fungi; Ascomycota; Pichiomycetes; Serinales; Metschnikowiaceae
Source: the annotation of a GenBank genome assembly